CGUCAAAACAGAAAACAUUAUUUCUACACAAUCGUUCGGUGUUCAUGAUUUUGACAAUAGAAAAGUUUCAUUGAAUGCACAAUAAAUAAUUCUCUCAUAAUUUCAUAUUGUUUUUGUUCGCGAUUCGAUUAAAUCAUUCCGAAAAUCCACACUUGUCAACAGAACAAAUCGAUUAGAGCCGAACAUUGAAGUGAUUACAUAGUUGGGACAAACAAUUGAGCCCUUGUUUAUUGUGUGCAAAGACAACUGCAAUCUGAAGCCGAACAUUCAAUCUCUCUCUGGGAACCGGUAAAUUUGAACACAAACAUCGAGCAUAACCUCAACCACAGUUGAAGUACAUCUAUCGUGAGGAAGGAGCAAAGUCAACAACAAUGCCGGUUUUCGAUCCAUUAAACAGUGACUACGCAACUCAACUGUUGUCGGCAAUUGGAGAAAAGCUGUACUUGAACUCUGAAUUGGCCGAUGUUCACUUUGUCUCCGAAUCAAAUGAUGACAUCGAACGAGUGCCGGCGCACAAAAUGCUCUUGAUGGCGGCCAGCGAUGUCUUCUCUAAAAUGUUCAAUGGAUCAUGGAAGGAGAAGGAUGAGGUGAAGAUUGUCGAUAUGUCAGCCGCUGCCUUCAAGGAAUUUCUCCAGUUUUUCUACUUUGGCAAAGUUAAGCUGACGAUGCAAAACGUCGCUGCAGUAAUGAAUCUCGGUGAAAUGUACAAUGUGGCCGAGUGUUUGACAGUGUGCAGCAAAUUUCUGAAAAACAAUCUCAACGAUGACAACGUUUGCCAAAACUAUGGAUUGGCAAUACUUCUCAACCAAGAGGAUUUGAAGCGGUCAUGUGAAACGGUUAUCGGUCUUAACGCAAAUUCUGUGCUCAAGUCAACUGGUUUUCUGUCGUGUAAUCAAAAAGUGUUGGCCGAGAUUCUGAAACUGAAUUGGUUGUCGUGCACAGAGGUCGAGCUCUUCAAAGCGUGCAUGUGUUGGGUUAAAGCAACUACCGGGAUAGACAAUCUAGCCAAGGAACUGGUGCAAGUUAAACUCGGUGAUUCACUUUAUGAUAUUCGAUUUGGAUCGAUGUCAUUCGAAGAAUUUGGAGCGCUGGUUCCGACAUACGGUCAGUUAUUCACGACUACUGAAUAUGUGGACAUCAUUCAAAUGUUUACGAACAAAGAAUUUCAAUCAAAUAAAUUUAACCAAAAUCGUGAGAAACGCUGUGAUUCGGAUUCGUGGGUUGAGAGAAAUGAAAUUUUUUGCAGUCGAUUAUUUUCACGUUUCAGUUCGACAAACCCAUAUUUUGUCUCAAAUUUGGAAACAACCAAGAUUUCAAGCAACCAACCACUUUUGCUAAAAGGUUUCACUCUUGACUUCAUCAAAAGUCAUUGCAACGAAAUAUAUAGCGAUUGUGAUAAUCUUCCAACAGAAAUAACAAUAGUUGAAACGUCCGGUUCUGAUGAAUCCAAAAGAGAGUUGGUGAGAUAUAAUGGAAAAGCCACAUUGACGAGUUCAGAAGAAACAGCGAUUACUCUACCCAAACCGGUUCUAAUUAGACCUGGAUUUAUGUACGAAAUUCGAUUGAAACAAAAUCCUCCAGAAAACUGUGCAACGGGCGUUCUACUGAAAUCUGAAGUUGAAAUGAAGGGUGGCAUCAACAUCCAAUUUCAUGAUGACCCAUUCCUACCGGAUGAUAAAUCACCAACAGGCUUAAUAAGCUAUCUUCGUUUUUGCCAAAUCGGAAAUUAAUAUGAGCCAGGAUAUUGAACUGAAUAUUCUUUGAUUAGAACUGAAUUCUUCAAGUAUUGUUACAUUGUCCCUUACAAAAAUUAAUACGAAUACAAAUACAAAUAUGAAAUAAAAAAUUUUUCCGAAGGUA
Molecule: messenger RNA, 1860 nt
Organism: Sitodiplosis mosellana (orange wheat blossom midge)
Lineage: Eukaryota; Metazoa; Arthropoda; Insecta; Diptera; Cecidomyiidae
Product: BTB/POZ domain-containing protein 3-like
Exons: 3
Coding region: 372-1730 (452 amino acids)
Biological process (GO): neurogenesis
Cellular component (GO): cytosol
Molecular function (GO): protein binding
Source: RefSeq, a predicted model, not a curated record